This is a messenger RNA of Arachis duranensis, 312 nucleotides long. RefSeq lists its product as uncharacterized. The record is from RefSeq and is a predicted model, not a curated record. NCBI's taxonomy places the organism in Eukaryota, Viridiplantae, Streptophyta, Magnoliopsida, Fabales, Fabaceae. The transcript has a single exon. Bases 1 to 312 code for a protein of 103 amino acids.
AUGACCAAGAAGAGAAGCUGGCAGAACAACAAAACUGUGAUACUCACCGAAGAAUGCAGUGCCAUCAUCCAGCAUAAAUUAUCUCAGAAAUUGAAGGAUCAUGGGAGUUUCCAAAUCCCUUGUAUCAUAGGGGAAAUUACGGUGGAGAAGGCUUUAUGUGAUCUAGGGGCAAGCAUAAAUCUGAUGUCCUUAGCAAUGAUGCGAAAGAUGAGGAUUGAGGAGGCCAAACCAACAAGAAUGGCCCUGCAACUAGCAGACAGGUCAUUCAAAUUUUCUCACGAAAUAGUGGAAGACUUGUUGGUAAAGGUAUGA